AUGGCAGCGAAUCGGCAGCUAAACAAAUCAGGCAAAGGGGGGCCCCCCAAGCUGGGGCCCUCUCCCAACAAGGGAAAAGGGGGCAUGGAAGGGAGGCAUAGCGCCAAGAAGAUGAAGGAGAAAACUCCCCAACGAGCUUCCGGCUCUGUAGGCUUCCAGAGGUCUUUAGAGAAAAAGGCAGAUUCUGUGAAGAACGGAUCGUCUCCACAUCAGCGGCGCGGGGGAGGCGCUAAGUCGAAGGUGGAGGCGCCUCAUGCCUCUUCUCUCUCCCACUUACCAAGUGACGAGGACGCUUUGAUUCGACAGCCUAGCGACCUUGAAGAAUCGCAAUCCGGCGAUUCCGCAGUUUGCAGGGUCUAUGGUGGGGGGGUUCUGCGGUUUUUAUCAGAGAAGGAGGCUGGCCCUCCCAAGCGUCUGGAAGGCUUUUCUGAUUCCGAGAGCGACGCCGAGGAAGACCUCUCCGAAGACGCUGAGGGUUUCGCGGACUUGUCAGAGGAGAGCGCUGCUGAGGAGGAGGAAGGGGAGGCGGAGGAAAAUCCCCUGCCCUCCGAUGCUUGUUCUUCUUCCGAGACGGAAGCGUCGGAAUCGCGCGAAGGCGACCACCCCAAAAGAGGCCUUUUUGUGCUUCCCGCCUUCAUGCCUUCUCCUAAGCCGCGAUUCCCAUGGCCUACGAAGCCACACCCGCAUGUUCGCUGUGCUGCAGGGAAGCUCGAGGACUCCUCUGACUCCGAGGGUGAAGAAGCUGAGCCGCACAUAGCGGGAGCCUCCGUGCGGCAGCUGCCCCUGGUGGAUAUGCGAGUUGUUCGGGAACGGAUGGAGGACACCGUCGCGCGCCUCUCAGCGGCCGCUGGAAAAACACACUCUUCCAAGAAGGACGGAGAUGGUGGCGAUGGUAAUAGUAAGAGUGGGGCUGUCUCGGGCAAGAAGAAGAGCAGACAGGAGCUGCUGCAGCUUCUCAGAGACGAUGUUGUGCAUUAUUUUCAGUACUCUCCAGAUCUCGCGGAGUAUUUUCUGCAGCUGUUCAGCCCUUCCCAGGCCCUGGCCUUCUUUGAAGCGAACGAGCAUAGGCGUCCCCUCACCCUCAGAGCGAAUACUCUCAAGAUUCGCAGACGGGAGUUGGCUGCCGCUUUGAUUGCUCGCGGCUGCAAUGUGGAUCCGGUUGGUGAUUGGAGCAAAGUCGCUUUGAAGGUCUACGAUAGCACGGUCCCUGUGGGGGCGACACCUGAGUAUCUCGCAGGCCUCUAUAUUCUGCAGUCAGCCUCCUCCCUCAUCCCCGUGAUGGCGCUUGCCCCGCAGCCUGGCGAGAGAGUGGUGGAUAUGGCAUCUGCUCCCGGUGGGAAAACCUCGCACAUCUGUCAACUGAUGCAGAACGAGGGCGUUGUUUACGCGAACGACCUCAAGCGAGAACGCUGUACAUCGCUGAUGGCCAACCUCCAGAGGAUGGGUGUGAUGAACUGCGUGGUGUGCUCCAUGGACGGCCGCCAGCUGCCGCGUGUGUUGCCAAAGGUGGACCGGGUUCUCCUCGAUGCGCCUUGCUCAGGCGCAGGCAUCAUCUCGAGAGACUCCUCUAUCAAGGUAAAGCGAUCGGUGGCCGAUUUUGAGGAGCACUCGAAACUGCAGAAGCAGCUCCUUUGCGCUGCCGUGGACCUUGUGGACGCAAACUCACGAACAGGUGGCUACAUCGUCUAUUCAACCUGCAGUGUCUCUGUCGAGGAAAACGAGGAGGUGGUAGAUUAUAUCUUGAAGGCGCGGAGAGUAAAGCUCGUUCCUCUGGGAGUCAACAUUGGCUCACCAGGCCUGAGCUCUUUUAGGGGCCGGCAAUUCCAUCCCACUCUGGCACUGCACAGCCGUAGGGUGUAUCCGCACCUGAACAACAUGGAUGGCUUUUUCGUAGCCAAACUGAAAAAGCUCUCUAAUGAAAUUCCACAACGUGUGAAAAAGGACAGAAGCAAAACAAAUCCCUAUGUGAAGGUAAUGACAUGA
Messenger RNA from Cyclospora cayetanensis, 1983 nucleotides. RefSeq names its product 25S rRNA (cytosine-C(5))-methyltransferase nop2. The record is from RefSeq and is a predicted model, not a curated record. Gene Ontology annotation, molecular function: rRNA (cytosine-C5-)-methyltransferase activity; RNA binding. Lineage: Eukaryota; Apicomplexa; Conoidasida; Eucoccidiorida; Eimeriidae. The transcript is spliced from 12 exons. The coding region runs from base 1 to 1983 and encodes 660 amino acids. Gene Ontology annotation, biological process: rRNA base methylation; maturation of LSU-rRNA. Gene Ontology annotation, cellular component: nucleolus.